GGCUUACUGUCGCCUUCACGGGUUUAUCGUGAGGUUGUGGGGGUUCAAAAAAAAAAGAAGAAGAAGAAAUAUAAAACUCCCGUGAUUUGUUGCAGUCAAAUUUAAAUAAUGUGAUGCAACCCUCCGGACGCCCGAGAGCCAAACAGCUGUAAUAUUUUUUUUUUUUAAUGUGAAGGGAGACGUCUCAGCAUUACAUAGCUUUGUUCCACUGGAAAUAACAGCAGAGAGAGAAGCAAGCGUCCUUAACCCCCUCUCCUCUGAGAGCCAGUCUAAUGAAGCUGACUGCCUCCCCAGAAGCAGCUCUCACACCUGGAACAAGGACUUCUGUGCACUGCGCUGGGCUCCUGUAGCCCACCCAUGCCUGUGAUCCCCAUCCCACGGCGGGUGCGCAGUUUCCAUGGCCCCCACACCACCUGCAUGCACUCGGCCUGCGGGUCGGCACACACCUCCAAGCUAGUGCGCACCAAGUACAAUAACUUUGACCUGUACCUGCGCUCACGCUGCAUGUACAGCUUCCUCCGCUUCCUCCUCUACUUCGGCUGCAGCCUGCUGACCUCUCUGCUCUGGGUGUCCCUCUCUGCUCUCUUCUUCCUGCAGUACGUCAGCGUGCGUGUGCUCCUGCGCCUGCAGUACAAACUGUCUGUCAUUCUGCUUUUGCUGGGGCACCGGCGCCUGGACUUGGGUGUGCUUAAUGACCUGAUUAUAUACAGCAUGCAAAUCACCAUGUUUCUGGUGGGGGGACUUGGCUGGUGCUUAAUGGUGUUCGUGGAUAUGUAGCUGUUUCACGAGAAACAUGACAGAUGUGGUGUAUGAUGUGAAUGUUUUACACUCAAAACUGUGUUUUAUAUUUGAGUCAGCUCUAGUCAAAAAGGCCCAAAUCUUCUUUGGUUUAUUGCAGAUAAAAUCUAACCAGAAGUAACUAUGUGACCUUUAAACCAAUUUGUGUGGCUUAAACAAACUUUAAAAAAAAAAAAAUCAGCCCUGCAUAACUCAGAGAAGUUAUGAAUAUAAAAAAAUGUUGCUGAAAGUCAGUCUGAACAUUAUGUUCAGACUCGAGUCUUUAUAUUAAGUUGUUCUUGUAUUUCAUGCCAUUUGUAAACCAUCUUCUUGGAUUUUAAAGGGCGUCUCAUCUAGACAUGCAUUUGUUUACAGUUUGUUGCAUGGAAAAGUGACUUAACAUAUGACUGAUGUGCACUGUGACUGUGAGAUGCAGGUCAGUGAUUUGUGCCAAAACAACUCAUGAUGGAGCACAAAGGGGGUGCCACAUAACUGCUUUUCAGUGUAUUGAAACUAUGUUGUGUGUAAACAAAAUAUCAUGCAAGAUAGGCACAGUUUAAAGCACAGUUUAAAAAAAGUUCAGCAACUCCACCCAUUGAAACACAAAAAGUUUUCCUGGAUUGAAAUGUGGUCGCUGUCCGUCAUCUUCGUGCUUUAACAUUUCGCAGACUCCUGCUGUUUUCGGAAUGCUCGGAAGUCCUGUUCCAACCCUGGAUCUUCUUCACUGUGUCAAAACAGUGAGUCUUUAGCCCGAGUUACAUUUAAAGGAAGAGUUCGAAUUCGUAAAGAUCCAGAUCUGGUGAGCAGGGCAGGUGGAAAGCCACCAACUGUACUGCUGUGACCAAAAAAAGGCACUCCUGCUUUUCGAUGUGGAGGUUGCUUUUGCUGAAUGUCCUCGCUUAGACACCUUAAGAUGUUACAGUACAAAUCAGUUUUGGCAGUCUGACCCCAGGGGAGAUGGGGGGGGGGGGUGGCGAACUCAUGGUACACAACCUUGUGAAUGCCAGGAAAUAAACAACAUCCAUGUUCCUGGUUGCAACCAGACUUCAUGCUUGGUUCUAGCUAGAUGUCAGAUGUUGUCGUGGAAAGGUACGUGCAAGCGGUCAGAACGGGGACUUCCAGAGGGCAAUCCAAAAAUAGCAGGAGCCCUGGAAGUGUUGCAGAGGUGAACAAGGAGGUGGCCAAAUUAAAAUCAGGUAAGGUUUUUGCCUUGAAUGUGUGGCGUCAAAAUACUUUUUGUUGUGUGUUUAUAUGUUUUGAGCAAAAUAGGGGACAGGCUGUACCCUGAGUCACAAACAUUUUUUUGUAACACUAU
Messenger RNA from Archocentrus centrarchus (flier cichlid), 2092 nucleotides. RefSeq names its product transmembrane protein 250 (gene tmem250). The transcript is spliced from 2 exons. The coding region runs from base 358 to 777 and encodes 139 amino acids. The record is from RefSeq and is a predicted model, not a curated record. NCBI's taxonomy places the organism in Eukaryota, Metazoa, Chordata, Actinopteri, Cichliformes, Cichlidae.